Molecule: messenger RNA, 597 nt
Organism: Phoenix dactylifera (date palm)
Lineage: Eukaryota; Viridiplantae; Streptophyta; Magnoliopsida; Arecales; Arecaceae
Product: E3 ubiquitin-protein ligase RING1-like
Biological process (GO): protein ubiquitination
Cellular component (GO): cytoplasm
Molecular function (GO): ubiquitin protein ligase activity
Source: RefSeq, a predicted model, not a curated record
AUGUAUGUCAGUGAUUGGCUCAAGGGGAGAGGUUUGGAAGCAUCGACAAGGUUUGUGGCUCCUGUGAGCAUCCACCUUCACGUCUACGAGUUCUGUGAUGGAGGUCUAAGCUUGGCCCGCCCCUCCGAGUCCACCAAUUUUUCCGCGUAUCUCCGCAACCUGGUGGAUCCACGAUAUCUCAAUAAUAUGGUUCCUGAAAUCCUUUCCAAUACACGCUACAACGAUCUUGACACCCAGCGCUUCUGGCAGGAGAAACUCAAUGAUGAGAGCACAAAAGUAAACAGGAAUCGGACAACACUCAACGUAUACAUUUUCGGUGUUAGCCUGGAUGCCUUACUUAUUGGAGUUGAAGAGUUGGAGAUAAACGUCGAGAUACGUAUCCACGAGGCUUUCAUCAAGGCGCUAGAGGUGGUGAAGUACAAUGAUGUUGGAACUAAGUUUCAAGAGAACGGGUGCUCGAUAUGCUUGGAGGAGUUUGAGUUUGAGAUGGAAGUGACUCGAAUGCCUUGCAAGCAUGUCUUCCAUGGUGGCUGCCUCACUCGGUGGCUGGAGAGAGGUUAUCUUUGCCCACUCUGCCGUUAUGAGAUGCCCAUCUAG